Molecule: messenger RNA, 611 nt
Organism: Erigeron canadensis
Lineage: Eukaryota; Viridiplantae; Streptophyta; Magnoliopsida; Asterales; Asteraceae
Exons: 2
Coding region: 75-611 (178 amino acids)
Source: RefSeq, a predicted model, not a curated record
GUUGACGCUCCGAUCACCCCAAUUUUCAAUCUCACCCCUUCAAAAAUCCCAAUUUUCAAUAUCAUCAUCAAUUAAUGGAAGUUGAUUAUAUAAAAACUUGCAUGAAAAAACUUACAAUAUGGUACACCCCAAAUUUCAAACCCAUCAUAACCCAUGAUGAACUUGAUCAUUACAUGUCCAUUCUUGGUUUCAUUCCACAACCACCAAUCACCGCUGCCACCGCCACCGUAACCGUGUGGAAAGAGUACUCAUUUACGGGUUUCGGCCCGUUUCUUUUGAAAUCCCAAUCUCAUCACCCCCUGCCUCGACCUCGCCUUCCAUAUCCAAGAAUUGAUGGUUUACAUGUUGAUACUUACAGUUCUUUUUUGGAUGCCAUUAACUUUUACCUCAAAAUGGACAAUGUAUCUGAUCUUUUUCAUAUUAGGGGAAUGGCAUUGCACAAUAUUCAUGAUAGGAGAUACAAGUGGUCACGCAUGGAUAAAGACAACGACAAGUAUGUGUACAGAGUGGGAACUUUGGACUUGUCAGACACAUCCGACAAUACCUACAAGGAACAGAAUCCAGUUUCGCGUAUUGUUCCAUUCAAAAACAUCAUAGACAGGAAGUUGUAG